Messenger RNA from Nicotiana attenuata, 1283 nucleotides. Its product is annotated as homeobox-leucine zipper protein HOX11-like. NCBI's taxonomy places the organism in Eukaryota, Viridiplantae, Streptophyta, Magnoliopsida, Solanales, Solanaceae. The transcript has 4 exons. Bases 82 to 1068 code for a protein of 328 amino acids. The record is from RefSeq and is a predicted model, not a curated record. Gene Ontology annotation, molecular function: DNA-binding transcription factor activity, RNA polymerase II-specific; sequence-specific DNA binding. Gene Ontology annotation, biological process: regulation of DNA-templated transcription.
UGUCUCCUUUUUCUUCCAUUCUUCAACUCAACCAAAUUCCACAUUUUCCUAUUCUCUUGACAAUAUCUUUCUCUCUCUCUAAUGGAGUUAGCUUUGAGCUUAGGAGGGGAUACCCAAAAACCAUUUUCCUUUCUUGAAAAAUCUACUAAUAAUUCUUCAUCACAUGAUCUAAGAUUCUGCAUGGGUUUAGGAAAGAGCAAUAAUACUCAUGAAAAUGAAAAUAAUGGAGGAAGAAAAAUAUUGCAUCUUGAUCUUCUGCCUCUUUCUGCAGUUCCCCUCAAUCAAAUGCCUUCACAGAUUCCUUUCCCUUGGCUCUCUCAAAAUAUAGCAGCUGAACCGGGUUUAACAAAUGGAGCGGCAGGAAAGGUGUUGGACAUGAACCGGCGGCCAAUAAUAGUGGCAGAGGAGGCUGAAGAAGGAGCAGACCUCUCAUCUCCGAACAGCAAUAGCGCAGUCUCAAGUUUUCAGAUGGAAUUUUCAUCAAUAUACAGAAAUGGAAUCAGCAGAUCAUUAAUAGGAAAGAGAGAUCAUUCUGAAGGAGGAGUUAGUGAUGAAGAUGAAAAUAAUAAUGGUUUAGCUAGAAAAAAACUGAGACUUACUAAAGAACAAUCUGCUUUUCUUGAAGAAAGUUUCAAAGAACAUAACACUCUCAAUCCUAAACAGAAGCUUGCUCUGGCAAAGCAAUUAAAACUUCGUCCUAGACAAGUAGAAGUUUGGUUCCAAAACAGAAGAGCGAGGACGAAAUUGAAGCAGACAGAACUAGAUUGUGAAUAUUUAAAAAGAUGUUGUGAGACACUGACAGAAGAGAAUAGGAGGCUACAAAAAGAGCUUCAAGAAUUAAGAGCUUUGAAAUUUUCCCAACCUUUGUACAUGCAACUUCCUGCCACCACUCUCACUAUGUGUCCGUCUUGUGAGCGCGUCGCCACCACCACCGCCGCGGCCGUCCCUACAGCCGCUGCCACGGCCACGGCCGAUGCCGACGCCACGAACACGACGCUUUCUUUGGCAAAGCCCAAUCUCUUCCCAUUUCCACCUGCACAAGUUCAUGCUCCUCAGGCUGCUUCAUAAGUUUGCAAGUUUAGUGACCCAUAGUUAGUUUUGUACAUAAUUCGGAUUUUGACAUAGGUCAUGAUUCUUGGUUGUGAUUUGCCACUAAUGAUUCUUUUUUAUUUUCUUUAAUUAAUUAUACUCUACUGUUUACGGUGAGCUUUGAACUAAGGAUGAAGUUUGAGAAAGUGUAGUUUGACUAGGAAUUUAGAUGAUAAGGAAAAAGACUUGUUGUA